Molecule: messenger RNA, 1797 nt
Organism: Phanerochaete carnosa HHB-10118-sp
Lineage: Eukaryota; Fungi; Basidiomycota; Agaricomycetes; Polyporales; Phanerochaetaceae
Product: glycoside hydrolase family 37 protein
Exons: 5
Coding region: 1-1572 (523 amino acids)
Biological process (GO): trehalose catabolic process
Molecular function (GO): alpha,alpha-trehalase activity
Source: RefSeq, a predicted model, not a curated record
AUGGCGCACUAUGCCGUUAAUAACAGUGCACCCCGACCGGAGUCUUAUCUUACUGACUACCUCACGGCCAACGACCCGACGCUUACGACGCCCCUUACGGACGAUGAACGCGCGGAACUGUACUCUGAGCUUGCCACCGGUGCCGAGAGUGGCUGGGAUUUCUCCACUCGAUACGUUAAACUCCCCCUUGCUGGUGGAACCAACAACACGAACCCGGCACUGAGAUCUUAUAACAUCAAGAAUACUAUUCCCGUUGACUUGAAUAGUAUUCUUUACGCUGCGCACAGCUCCUUGGCCGACUUGUAUGACUCCCAAGGUAACUCCUCCGCUGCCUCCUCGCACCGCUCGACCGCCUCCACCAUCCGUGCCGGCAUCCUUGACCUUUUCUGGGAUUCAACCAAGCUUGCGUUCUAUGAUUUCAAUAUGACCUCCAACGCUCGCAACAGCAUAUUCACCGCUGCGACGUUCUACCCGCUUUGGAACGGCAUUGUCCCUGACGAGGUGAUGAACUCUACGCAGAACGCCUUCGGUGUCUUCUCUGCCGUCAACAUGGUCCUCAACCGUUACAACGGGACGAUGCCCCCCACUUUUAUGGAGUCCGGCCUGCAGUGGGACGCCCCGAACGCGUGGCCGCCGCACCAGCACAUCAUCAUCGAGGCCCUCAAGGCGCUCCCCGCGAACGUCUCGUCUGGCGCGCUGCCGACGCCUGGCAACAACCAGUCGACGUUCGACCUGAUCCCACAGGGCCAGCUGUCGCUCUCCGAGGACCAGCUCCCCGGCCAGCUCGUCAUUGGCAUGGGCAACGCGACGAAGACGGGCCCCGGCGCGGACAUCAACACGCUCAACGGCACCGUCGUCAACGGCGGCAACGCCACCGAAGGCGAGGGCUGGAGCCAGAUGCUGCAGCGAGAGCUCGCGAAUCGCUACUUUGCGAGUGCGCUCUGCAGCUGGCACGCCACCGGCGGGUCGAUCCCGAACGUCCUGCCGCGCCUGUCCGACCAGGAGCUCAACGUCACGCAGAGCACCAACAACACUGGCAACAUGUUCGAGAAGUUCUCGAUCUCGGACCCCAACUCGGCCGGCAGCGGCGGCGAGUACACUGUCCAGGCAGGCUUCGGCUGGACGAACGGCGUCGUGCUCAUCCUCGCGGCCGAGUACGGCAACGUGCUCGUGGCGCCGCAGUGCCCCAGCCUCCUUGCGGAGGCGGCGUCCAUGAACGCGUCCACGUCCACGUCGGCGACGACCACCGGCUCGAACGGCGCCGCUCACAGCCUGCCGUCUAUGUUCGAGAAGUUCUCGAUCUCGGACCCCAACUCGGCCGGCAGCGGCGGCGAGUACACUGUCCAGGCAGGCUUCGGCUGGACGAACGGCGUCGUGCUCAUCCUCGCGGCCGAGUACGGCAACGUGCUCGUGGCGCCGCAGUGCCCCAGCCUCCUUGCGGAGGCGGCAUCCAUGAACGCGUCCACGUCCACGUCGGCGACGACCACCGGCUCGAACGGCGCCGCUCACAGCCUGCCGUCUGUCGCUGCGAUUGCUUUGAGUGGUCUGGCGGCUACGGCGUACCUUCUUUGAGUGUUGGACUUGGAGUGGUUGGUUGGACAAUAAGCUUAGGGUGGCAUCGCAUCAGCUGGUGGACACUCAUACUGACUCUUCGUGCAAUGAACUUGUGGUGUCGAUGAUGAAUUGAUGAUGUAAUGUUGCUGUGCUAUCAAAAGUAUGCGCCGCCGUACGUACUGUCUUUAUACUAUGAUGUAUCAUAGGUUCGUUCUAGCAGAGAUUUCUGGUGGUUCAGAGAGA